Messenger RNA from Papaver somniferum (opium poppy), 1276 nucleotides. RefSeq names its product 50S ribosomal protein L4, chloroplastic-like. The record is from RefSeq and is a predicted model, not a curated record. Gene Ontology annotation, cellular component: ribosome. Gene Ontology annotation, molecular function: structural constituent of ribosome. Gene Ontology annotation, biological process: translation. The coding region runs from base 127 to 996 and encodes 289 amino acids. The transcript is spliced from 2 exons. NCBI's taxonomy places the organism in Eukaryota, Viridiplantae, Streptophyta, Magnoliopsida, Ranunculales, Papaveraceae.
ACACAGUAAACACAAACAGAAAUGGAUAGUGUUGUAGAGAAAAAUAAAGAUAAAGUUGCAGAAACAGAAGCAUAGCUCUGCAACACUCAUUCUUGAGCACCUAAAUCCUCACCACCACUGCCAACAAUGGCUUCCACAAUCUCAUUCUUUUCUUCUUCAAUCUUCUUAUCCUCUCCAACUCAAAACCCUAAAUUCAUCUCAUCCUCCAUAAAACCCAAUUCCUUAAAAUCCCAAACAAUAAACCCUAGACUCAAAAUCAGUGCAAAAGUAGCAACUCUUCCAGUUCUUUCAUUCGAUGGUGACAAAGUUGGAGAAACAUCAAUCAACUUGAAAUCAGCACCACCAGAAACAGCAAGAGCUGUUGUUCAUAGAGGUAUUAUCACUGACCAACAAAACAAGAGAAGAGGAACAGCUUCAACUCUAACUAGAGCUGAAGUUCGUGGUGGUGGUAGAAAACCAUACCCACAGAAGAAAACUGGUAGAGCUAGACGUGGUUCACAAAGAACACCGCUUAGACCUGGUGGUGGUGUUGUUUUUGGUCCUAGACCAAGAGAUUGGAGUAUCAAAAUCAAUCGAAAGGAGAAAAGAUUGGCGAUAUCCACUGCGUUAUCUAGUGCUACAGUGAAUGCUGUUGUGGUUGAAGAUUUCGGGGAGAAAUUUGAGAAGCCUAAUACCAAGGAGUUCAUUGGAGCAAUGAAGAGAUGGGGUUUGGAUCCUAAAGAGAAAUGUAUGUUUUUGAUGACUGAAGUUUCAGAUAAUGUGAGAUUGUCUAGUAGGAAUAUCAGAACAUUGAAAGUGUUGACACCAAGAACUUUGAAUUUGUUUGAUAUUUUGAAUUCUGAUAAGCUUGUGCUUACUCAACCUUCUGUUGAUUAUUUGAACAAAAUGUAUGAACCUGAGUAUGACACUGACGAUGAGGAAGACUAUUUCGAGGAAGAGGAUGGAGAAGGAGCUGUUGAAGAAGAUGAAGUUGAAGCAUCUGAUGAAGUGGAGUGAUUAUGUCCCUUCUGAAGACAUUUGCAAUCAAUAGGUCUACUUUAAUUCGUUUACGCCACUGACGAAAAGAAAUAGAGAGAAAGAGCCUUCUUCAGUAAACUACUAGUCGCCUGAUAAUCAUUUUUUUUCUUCUUUUCAAGGCAUGUUUAUUACCAAUCUUGUGGAACUCUUUUGUAAUUUUGUUGUGCAUUUGAUUUGUACAAUCUUAAGACAUUUUCUCUUCUAUGUAAUAUAUAGCUGUUAUGGUGAUAUAUUAGGUGAAGUUACUGCUGUUUGAUUC